AUGCGAGUGAUAGGGCUGUUUAUGAGUCUGUGGGGCUAUAACUUGGAAAAGGAAAGAAAAGUCUCUGCAGAAGAAAUUAAACCUUUAGAAGAGAAUCUUGAGAAGUUUGAACGGGUCAAGUGCAACCUUGAUAAAACUGCAGAGUAUAUAAAGGUCCAGGCCCAACAGGCAGAGAGGCAGAUCAAGCAGGAGUUCGACAAGCUUUACCAGUUUCUGCGAGAGGAAGAGGCAGCCAGGAUAGCUGCACUGAGGAAGGAAGAGGAGCAGAAGACUCAGAUGAUGAAGGACAAGAUCGAGAAAAUAGACGCAGACAUCAAAACACUCUUGCAUACAAUCAGAUCUAUCAAAGAAGAUGUGGGAAAAGAUGACAUCAUAUUUCUGAAGAACUUCAGGGGCACAAUAAAAAGAGCUAAAAGCAAGCUGCAGGUGCCAGACCGGUCUGAAGGAACUCUGAUCAAUAUGGCAAAGCAUCUGGGCAACCUAACAUUCAGAGUGUGGCGGAAGGUCAAAGAUAAUGUACAAUACACUCCAGUAACUUUGGAUCCCAACACAGCUCACAGUCAACUCCUGCUGUCUGAGGACCUGACGAGUGUGGCCUACAUCGAGGAGCCCCAAGACGUUCCAGAUAACCCGGAAAGAUUUGACAAGUAUCCCAAUGUCCUGGGCUCUGUGGGCUUUGAUACGGGAACACCUAGCUGGGAAGUAGAGAUUAGGGAUGUUAAGGAUGGACAGUUUUGGGGUCUGGGUGUGAGAGCAGAGUCUGACCAGAGGAAAGGGCGGUUUUCCGCUAAAAGUGGAGUCUGGAGUGUUAGUUGUGCUGAUGGAAAAUAUUCAGCUGUUUCACCAUCCCAGAAACACACUCUCCUGAAAGUGGAGGAGGUACAGAGAAUUAAAGUGCAGCUGGACUAUGAGAAAGGGAAGCUGUCCUUUUCUGACGCUGACAAUAGCACACUCAUACACACUUUCACAGACACUUUUACUGAAAGAGUGUUUCCAUUCUUUUAUGGGAAGGCUUCCUUUAGUAUCUUACCAAGGGCAUUCAUUUUUAAGUACAAUAAGGUCCAUAAAAAGAGAGAUUUGACUAUCUAAAAGUAGUCUCGUUCAGAUUUUUCCUUGAAAUGUCUUUUUGUUUUUGUUUUUGUUGUUGUAAAUAUGAGAACAAGUGUGGGUGUUGAUUGAUGCUCGUCGAGGGCCUUAACAAUCUUGUGUGCUCUCAAAUUGACUGUUUUGUAUAUUCUUCUACUUUGAAUGAGCAUUAGAGACUACACAACCCGGUUUAUGCUUACUGCAGGAUAGGCGUGCACUUUUUGCACACAACCUCAUUGCCAUGUGUAUUUUGUGUC
Engraulis encrasicolus (European anchovy) is the source of this 1343-nucleotide messenger RNA. RefSeq names its product zinc-binding protein A33-like. NCBI's taxonomy places the organism in Eukaryota, Metazoa, Chordata, Actinopteri, Clupeiformes, Engraulidae. Gene Ontology annotation, molecular function: protein binding; ubiquitin protein ligase activity. The record is from RefSeq and is a predicted model, not a curated record. Gene Ontology annotation, biological process: protein ubiquitination. The coding region runs from base 1 to 1089 and encodes 362 amino acids. Gene Ontology annotation, cellular component: cytoplasm. The transcript is spliced from 6 exons.